AAAAUCGCUGCAUCACACAAACCUGGGGGGGGCAGGAGGGGGGGGUCCCUUCCGAUCCUCCCUCCUGACGCCCCCCCAGCAGGCCCCCUCCCCCACCAUUGAAAGCCAUGAAUUUUGAAUUUGAGAGGGAGAUUGGGUUUAUAAACAGCCAGCCAUCGCUCGCCGAGUGUCUGACUUCCUUCCCCGCUGUCUUGGAGACAUUUCAAACUUCAUCAAUCAAGGAGUCGACAUUAAUUCCUCCUCCUCCUCCUUUCGAGCAAACCUUCCCCAGCCUCCAGCCCGGCGCCUCCACCCUUCAGAGACCCGGGAGCCAAAAGCGAGCCGAAGAUGGGCCCGCUCUGCCGCCGCUCCCCGCCGCCCCCCUGGCCCCCGAGUUCCCCUGGAUGAAAGAGAAGAAAUCCGCCAAGAAACCCAGCCAAUCCGCCGCGUCUCCCCCGGCCGCCUCCUCCGUCCCGGCCUCCGGGGUCGGAUCGCCGGCAGAUGGGCCGGGACUGCCGGAGGCCGCCGGCGGCGGGGCGCGCAGGCUGCGCACCGCUUACACCAACACGCAGCUGCUGGAGCUGGAGAAGGAAUUCCACUUUAACAAGUACCUGUGCCGGCCGCGCCGCGUGGAGAUCGCGGCCUUGUUGGACCUCACCGAGAGGCAGGUGAAAGUGUGGUUCCAGAACCGGCGCAUGAAGCACAAGCGGCAGACGCAGCACCGAGAGCCGCCCGACGGGGAGCCAGCCUGCCCCGGCGCGCUGCGGAACACCGGCGAGCCAGCCGAAGAGCCUGUGGCUAGCCCGGGCCGCCCCUCCGCAUUGCAGGCCUCGCGAGCAGCCUGUUGUCUCCCGCCCGAGGUCGCGCAAGGGCCUCCGGGCGCCUCGGGCCCCCGGCCUUUGGCCGCUCGCGUGGAGGGCGCAGACGCGCGGAGCCCGGGCGGCGCGCUGCGCGGGGCCGGCGGACGGGAGCCCGAGCCGUUGCCAGAAGACGCCUUCUCGGAGCGGCAGGAUUCGCCUUUCUUGCCCGACCUCAGCUUCUUCGCCGCCGAUUCCUGUCUCCAGCUGUCCGGAGGCCUCUCCCCUAGUCUGCAGGGCUCUCUGGACAGCCCGGUUCCCUUUUCCGAGGAAGAGCUGGACUUCUUCACCAGCACGCUGUGUGCCAUCGACCUGCAGUUCCCUUAAUAACCCACUUCCUUCUCUCGACCCCCGGCCCCCCUCAGCAGCCUGCGGGGAAACCCAAGGACCCCCCUCCCCAAGUCGUAUGGACUUCUUUAUGUGUUUUGCUAAAAUUCAGGUAUUAUUGAAUUAGCGUUUAAUCCACCUCCUUUCUUCUCUAAAAUAUUGGACACACGGGCGUCUUUUACAAAUUACACAUAAAAAAAUCCGUUUGGUAGAGUCUUUCCAACGAAAUCUCAGGAAUAAUUAAACUCUGGGGAGCGGGGGUGUGCUUUCUUAAGAACUAGAGGAACCUAUUUUCCUCUGUCUUUUUUUUUUUUAAGCCGUAGAUUAUUUAUUAAAAUUCUUUACUAAUAGGAAAAGGGGAAAGUAUUUAUUGUACAUUAUUUUCAUAGAUUAAAUAAAUGUCUUUAUAAUACGGAAACGAGAUAGUGUUUGUGUUGGGACCCAGUCCCUUUCCUCCCCGCACCCACUAGGCCAGGCCGCCCUCUCUCUGUCUCUGGCUCUGCCCUGAGCCGGGUAGGUCCGGGUGUUACAAAAGGGGCCCCUUGGAGGAAGAGGGUGUGCUGCCAACUGAAGUGAGAGCAAGAAGAGAUCUCAGGCACCGGCUUCAGAGUUGUGAUGGGAGGCGUAGAGGUUCAGCUAGAUUGGGAGGGUGCCUAGGGCUUCCUAGGCUUCUCGCCUCAGUGCCCCAAGUGGAAUGGAGGAGUUUUUUCCAGGACGCAGGACGGACGCCUGGGGAACUCGAGGUCUGGGGUCAUGCGCAGGGCCAAGGAGUGGGGUAGGGUUGGGAGUUUUCUUGAGAAGCAGGGUCCCGUACCCAGGGAUGGUCACUGGCCUCCCAAGUGGACAAGAAAGGAGGCCGUGUGGAAAAUGUAGCGGGAGCGGGCACUAAUGCUCUUCGGGUCACCCUAAGGCUCCUGGGGUUGGGAGGAGCGUCCGAGGAGCUGCGGGGCGACAAGCUCCUGGAGGCCCGGGCAGCGUUGGGAGGCGCUUGGCUUGUAUAAAGCGAAGGAGGAGCGAGAAGAGCGAGAGAGAGACAGGGAAGCCAGGAAGAUGCUCAAAAUGGCGCUGGGGUCGGGAGGCAGGGAGGGGAGGGAAGAGACUGUGGCCGCCAUGACAGCCGCCUCAGGAUGCGCGCGGCCAGCCCCGGGACCAUCCCCGUACCCACCUUCACCUUUUUGGACCAUCCCGAUGCCUGUGAAGACAGGGAGCCCUGUCUCACGGGUUCCUUUUUUGUUUUUGUGUUGUAUUGUUUGAAAAAUCAGCCCAAUGGAUGCUGAGGAUGCGAGCCGGACAGAUAGUCCGCGAGGGGGUGGGAAUGGGAGAGGGUGAAUGGCGGAUCUUUCUGGCUGGGUCUGCCUCGCCAAAUCUGACUUUUGAUCCUUCGCUCUGGGAUUUGAUGCCCGGCUAGAGCGUUCUCCAAAUGCAGACCUUCCUGUCUUUGCCAACAACUUCAUUUGCCGUCUCAGCACUAUUUCCUAUCCCUCACCUCACCUUAGCAGGUUUCUUGCAAACCCAGUAAGCGGGAGGCAAGGAUCGAUCUUUCCACCUGCCUCCUGGUUUGUUCCGGGGAACGUGGAGAUUUAAAGGGCCCUGGAAAGCCAUCCAUCCUCCUUAGGUUUAUUUAAUACUUCUCGGGCUCAGAAACAGACACCGCAGGGCUACCUCCCCAGCAGAUGCUGCUGUUCUUGAAAAGCAGUUUAUUCCCGGACCUCCCAGACUUUCCCCUGAACCAGCAGGAUGGGGACUUGGAGUACCAGGCACUCAAAGGCAACAACUGUCAGGAAAAGCCAGGAGCCAACACAGGUCGUGACAUACAGGACUAAACAGACCCCUGCAUGUUUUUUUUAAAAUCUGGUCUUUCAGUAUGGGCAGUACACACAACUUAUUCAGCUGGAAUUUAAUCCCUUAAACUGUCUUAAUAUAGAAUUCAUCUCCUGCAUUAAAUAAUCUUACGCCAUGUUAAAUUGCACUUAUUUCUUUCAUAAAUAAAUUAAUAUAGAACAAUUAGAUGUGUUAUUAUAAUAAUAUCAUGUAUCUUAUUAGUUUAUUUUCCCUCAUAAAAUAUAUACAUAUGAAAUAAUUUCAAUAUAUUAAAGUAAUAAUACAGCU
Bubalus bubalis (water buffalo) is the source of this 3272-nucleotide messenger RNA. It is a transcript of the gene HOXB2, whose product is annotated as homeobox B2. NCBI's taxonomy places the organism in Eukaryota, Metazoa, Chordata, Mammalia, Artiodactyla, Bovidae. The coding region runs from base 108 to 1163 and encodes 351 amino acids. Gene Ontology annotation, biological process: regulation of DNA-templated transcription. The record is from RefSeq and is a predicted model, not a curated record. The transcript is spliced from 2 exons. Gene Ontology annotation, molecular function: DNA-binding transcription factor activity, RNA polymerase II-specific; DNA binding.